AAUCUCAAUAAGUAUACCCAAGUUAGGGGCACAAUUAAGCAUCACAAACACGACUAACAAUUAUGAAAAAGCUUGUUAAUGGCACACCAAGCUCCUACUACUAUACUUUUAUAGUAGUGCUCCUCACAAUUUCCACCAAAUUCUUGCACACAACCAAUGCCCAAGCUUGCAACCCAGGCCAGCCCCUGAUCGGAACCGGUGGCGGCCAAUGUAACCCCAAUACAGCCAACUGUUGCGAAGCUGGGCAGUCAUACACUACUUAUGACUGUUCGCCCCCGGUUACUGCCCAAACCCAAGCUGUGCUGACUCUAAACAACUUUGAUGAGGGUGGGGAUGGGGGUGGGCCCUCAAAGUGCGACGGCAGCUACCAUUCUGGCAAUACCCUUGUGGUGGCGCUGUCAACUGGAUGGUACAACGGGGGGUCCCGCUGCUCCAAGGAGAUCAUCAUUCAUGGCAAUGGGCGGACGACAAGGGCGAAGGUCGUGGAUGAGUGUGACUCCAGAAAUGGGUGUGAUGAAGAACAUGGGUACCAAGUGCCUUGUGAGAGCAAUGUUGUUGAUGCGUCUAAGGCUGUUUGGAGCGCCCUUGGAGUGCCAGAGGACUCAGAACAGUAUGGUCAGAUGCAAAUUACCUGGUCUCUGAGUGACUAGUUGAGUUUUUUUAAAUGUUCUCAUGUAAUGCUGUGCAUGUUGUUUCAAUUAUGUUAAAUAACAAUUAGUACAACUAGUAGCGUACUAUUCAUGUACGGUUAACGUAUGCGUAAGAGGUUCAACUAAGCUAAAAUUUAUUGCUACCAUUAUAAACAAGUAUUAUAUAUGGAAGUAAAUAUAUAUUAUGUAUUGUAAUCCUGUAUGAACUGAUGCCUGAAUUAAGAUCUGCACUGUAUAAGUAGAGUAUGUUGGUCAAUUAGAUGAGUAAUUAUAUUCUUACUGUAACAAGACUAAAAACAACCAGACAAUCACUAGUUACCACCAGGGUGGUAAGGUUUGGAGAUGCACAUAAUGAACCUUACCACCACUCGAUACAAACCACUCCAGACUCAAGAAACUCUGCUAGAUAUUUGAGCAUUUGACGAUUGGCUCCGCUCGAUUUCCAAAAAUCAGAUACGAGCAUUUCUCGUUUACACUAGUGACAUAAACUACAACGUCAAAGCAUCAAACAUAUACUCCGUACUAUGUAUCAGAAUAUUCAUUAUCCAAGGCAGGUACUUGGCAGAUGAAAGAAAAUUUUGUUAAGCAAACCUAACAUAUACGAAGUAUUCAGUGCCUGGUUUCAAAAAAA
Chenopodium quinoa (quinoa) is the source of this 1281-nucleotide messenger RNA. RefSeq names its product putative ripening-related protein 1. The transcript has a single exon. The record is from RefSeq and is a predicted model, not a curated record. NCBI's taxonomy places the organism in Eukaryota, Viridiplantae, Streptophyta, Magnoliopsida, Caryophyllales, Amaranthaceae. The coding region runs from base 63 to 650 and encodes 195 amino acids.